Messenger RNA from Paramecium primaurelia, 303 nucleotides. NCBI's taxonomy places the organism in Eukaryota, Ciliophora, Oligohymenophorea, Peniculida, Parameciidae. The record is from the annotation of a GenBank genome assembly.
AUGGACAAAAUUAUGAAGAGUUUAUUGAAAUGUUUAAAAAAGGUUGAUUUUAAUAAAAAUGAAUUUUUAAACUUUGUGAAUUCAUUAUUGUUAUUGUAAUUGAUUAUUCAGUCUUAGAUUAUUCAAUAUUUAUAAAUAAGUUUAAAAAUAAUAGAUCUGAAAAUUGGGUUAGAUGAAUUUUUUAUUCAUUAAAUUAUAAUAGUUUAAAAUUUAACUUUAUUUCAAUAUCGAAAUUCUAAAUAUAAUAUUGUAAGUAUUUUUCUUAACUAUAUCUAAUUGGUAUUCAUGGAUUUUCUUUUCUGA